Messenger RNA from Brassica rapa (field mustard), 3114 nucleotides. Its product is annotated as receptor-like protein 52. The record is from RefSeq and is a predicted model, not a curated record. Gene Ontology annotation, biological process: protein phosphorylation. Gene Ontology annotation, molecular function: receptor serine/threonine kinase binding; ATP binding; protein kinase activity. Lineage: Eukaryota; Viridiplantae; Streptophyta; Magnoliopsida; Brassicales; Brassicaceae.
AAACGAUUAAAACAAAAAAGAGAUUCGAAAAUUCAAAUAACUUUUCUGACUAUUCAGCUAAUCAUUCACCUCUUAUCAAACUCACCUCUUAUCUUAUCUAUAAAAAAUCGUUAAAAACUUCACCUUACUUCAAACUUGUAUGAAUCGAAUCUCCCAGUCAAACUCUCUCUCUGCCAAAUUUCCCGGCAAAACCCAAUCAAUCACAAUUACAAUAUGACCCUCUUACCCUUCGUAUUUCUCUUUCUCACCUCACUACCCUUUUCUGUAAUUUCGCAGUUCGACGAACGGUCAACACUCCUUAACCUGAAACGAAGUCUCGGAGACCCACCGUCUCUCCGCCUAUGGAACAACACAUCUUCCCCGUGCGACUGGUCGGAGAUUACCUGCGUCGCCGGAAACGUCACCGGAAUAAGUCUCAAGAACCAGAUCACCACCGCGGUUCCGACCAACAUAUGCGAUUUCCCAAACCUGGAAACUCUCGACUUGUCGUCUAAUCGAUUCUCCGGAGACUUUCCGACCGUUCUCUACAACUGCACCAAGCUUCGCCAUCUCGAUCUGUCCCAGAACUACUUCAACGGCACUCUUCGCAUCAACCGUCUCUCACCAGAACUCGAGUUUCUCGACCUCGGUGCCAACGCCUUCUCCGGCGAUAUCCCAAAGAACAUCGGUCUGCUCUCCAAGCUCACGGUUUUGAAUCUUAACAUGAGCGAAUACAACGGUACGUUUCCGCCGGAGAUAGGAGACUUAUCGGAGCUCCGAGAGCUUCGUUUGGAGUACAACGAUAAUUUUUUGCCGGCGGAGAUCCCGGCGGAGUUUGGGAAGUUGACGAAACUCAAGUACUUGAGGUUCACGGAGAUGAAUUUGAUCGGAGAAAUCCCAGCCGUUAUUUUUGAGAAAAUGACGGAUCUCAAACACGUGGACUUGUCAGGUAACAAGUUAUCGGGUCGGAUCCCAGACGUCUUAUUCGAGUUGAAGAACCUAACCAUCCUCUAUCUCUGCGUAAAUAACCUAACCGGAGAAAUCCCCAAAUCUAUUUCGGCGACCAACAUUGUUGAACUUGAUCUCUCCUAUAACAAUUUAACCGGUUCGAUUCCGGAGUCGUUCGGGAACUGUGGGUCCCUCCGCUCAGUUCAUCUACAGAACAACCGCUUCUCCGGUGAGUUUCCUUCCGGGAUAUGGACUGCUAAAGAGAUACAUAGUCUCCAGGUGAGUAACAACUUCUUCACCGGGAAAUUACCGGAGAAACUUGCUCGCAAGCUUUCAAGGAUUGAUAUCGAUAACAAUGAGUUUUCCGGUGAAAUUCCUCGGACAAUUACUACUUGGUCUUCCCUUGAAGAGUUCAAGGCUCGAAACAACCGGUUCUCCGGUGAGAUCCCCACGGAGUUAACGUCCUUGUCAAGACUCAUAUCGAUCUUCCUCGACUCGAAUAAUCUCUCCGGCGAGUUACCAGAUGAAAUCAUCUCAUGGAAGUCGUUGUCAACGUUAAGUCUAUCACAGAACAAACUUUCCGGGAAGAUUCCUAGAGCUCUAGGGUUGUUGCCGCGCUUGUCCGGUCUUGAUCUAUCGGAUAAUCAAUUCUCCGGAAAAAUCCCACCGGAGAUAGGGAAUCGGAAGUUCAUAACACUUGAUUUGUCAUCAAACAUGCUCACCGGAGAAGUACCAGACCAACUUAAUAAACUUAAGUACUUGACAAGUUUCUGGAACAACACCAAUCUCUGUGCAGACAAGCCAGUUGUUAACUUACCGGAUUGUCAGAAAAUGCUUCGGAGAUCAAAACAGUUGCCUGGGACACUCCUCGCAAUAGUCAUUGCUGUUCUGCUCCUCGCCUUCACUUUUAUUGUCACGUUCUUUGUGGUUCGGGACUGCACAAGGAAACCAAGAAGAGAGAGAGGCUUAGAGACGUGGAAGCUAACUUCUUUCCACAGAGUAGACUUCGCGGAACACGACAUCGUUUCGAAUCUGAUGGAACACAAUGUGAUCGGGAGUGGAGGAUCAGGCAAAGUUUACAAGAUACACAUCGGAUCCUCAGGAGAAAACGUAGCGGUGAAGAGGAUAUGGGACAACAAGAAGCUUGACAAGAACCUCGAGAAAGAGUUCAUUGCUGAAGUUGAGAUUUUGGGGACGAUCAGGCACGUGAAUAUAGUGAAACUACUGUGUUGUUUCUCCAGAGAGGAUUCAAAGCUUCUGGUGUAUGAGUACUUGGAGAAACGCAGCCUGGAUCAAUGGCUACAUGGUAAGAAGAAAGGAGGUGAUGCAGAGGCUAAUGGCUUGAAUUGGGCACAGAGGUUGAAUAUUGCGGUCGGUGCAGCGCAAGGACUUUGCUAUAUGCAUCAUGAUUGUACUCCUGCGAUCAUACACAGAGAUGUCAAGUCAAGCAACAUAUUGCUUGAUUAUGAAUUCAACGCCAAGAUUGCUGAUUUCGGGUUGGCUAAAUUGUUGGUUAAGCAAAACCAACAACCUCAAACUAUGUCAGCUGUUGCUGGAUCCUUCGGUUACAUUGCUCCAGAAUACGCAUAUACCUCAAAGGUGGAUGAAAAGAUCGAUGUGUAUAGCUUCGGUGUAGUUUUGUUAGAGCUGGUGACUGGAAGAGAAGGUAACAACGGAGAUGAACAUACAAACUUGGCAGAUUGGUCAUGGAGGCAUUACCAAUCUAAGAAACCGAUCACAGAGGCUUUUGAUGAGGACAUCAAAGGUGCUUCUAACACGGAAGAGAUGACAACAGUGUUCAAGCUAGGUCUGAUGUGUACUAACACAUUGCCUAGUCACAGACCUUCCAUGAAGGAGGUCUUGUAUGUUCUUCGCCAACAAGGACUUGGGGCGACUCAAAAGACUGCAACUGAGGCACCUGAGGCACCUCUACUUGUUAGUUUAUCUGGUCGGAGGACGACAAGUAAAAGGGUAGAAGGUGAAGCUUUAGGUUUUGUAUAAUAAUCAAUAAUCACACAAUUUUGAGGUUGGUUUUAGGGUUUUUACCGCAUGUGUUGUGUGUAAACAAAGUAAAGUUUAAGGCUAAUUAACUAGAUAAGUUCUUAUGUUCAGAAUAAAUGAAUGAAAGUAGUCUUUAUAAAUUUGGUAUUUCUCUUAUUUUGAAUCAAGGGAAGAUGCAUAGUUUUA